AUGUCCUCGCCCAUCACUACCUCCGCCCGCACCCUCAGCCACCUGCCCCUCCCCCUCCCCCACCUCACCCUCAUCGUCGCCACAACCCCCAUAACAACAGCUCCGCCCUCGAGCCCCGCCCCCUCCUCACCCGCAAAAACCCCCCGCCGCCUCGGCAUCGGCCAUGCCGGGACGCUCCCCUGGCCCCGCAUAAAAGCCGACAUGACCUUCUUCUCGCGCGUCACGACACGCGCCGCUCCACUACCAACACCGCCGCCAUCACCAGAUGAUGCCACAUGCGCGAUCGGCGCAGUCAACGCGGUCAUCAUGGGCCGGAAGACGUACGAUUCGCUCCCUGCGCGCUUUCGGCCGCUGCCCGGCCGCGUGAAUGUCGUCGUGACGCGUGACGCGUCCGGGGCCGGGAGCGGCGGCGGAUUGAAGGGGAGUGGAGGGCGGCGCAGGAGCGGGAGCGGGAACGGGCCCGGGGGGGCGAGAAGGAGAGGGGGAGAAAGGGACAGGGACAGGGACGAGAGGGGCGGGAAUAUCGGAGGCACAAUCGAUGCAGAUGCAGAAGCAGAAGCGGGGACAACUGACGCUCAGCCGCCCGACGUCCUGGUUGCGGAUAGCCUUGAGUCCGCCGUGUCGGCGCUCUGCGAUGCGUUCCGGACUGCGCCCACUCCCGGGCUGCUCACGCGCAAUUCCACCCGCCGCCUGGCGAAUGUUUUCAUCAUUGGCGGUGGGGAGGUAUAUGCCUCCGCUCUUAAGCUGAAGCUGGACGGCUGGGAGGCAGCUGCGGGUAAGAUGAGGAUUGUUAUGACGGAUGUAAGGCGAGUUUCUACUCCGGCUCCGUCUCCAUCAAACGAUGCUACGGCUACGACUGUGGGUACUACCAAGGCAGAGGAUGGGGAAGGGGGGGAGUCAACGGCUGUAGAGAAUUGCGUAAAUGGGUUUGAGUGUGAUACCUUUUUCCCUCUUGAUAGUGAUGACUUAGAAGAAGGCGGUGAUGGUGGAUGGAGAAGGGUAACUACGGAGGAUGUUUCUAUUUGGGUUGGGGAAGAGGUGAAGGAAGGGUGGGCGAGGGAGGGUGAGGUUGCCUUGAGGGUUUUAGGCUUCGAGAGGAGGGUGUGA
Messenger RNA from Histoplasma capsulatum G186AR, 1107 nucleotides. RefSeq names its product dihydrofolate reductase. Gene Ontology annotation, biological process: tetrahydrofolate biosynthetic process; dihydrofolate metabolic process; folic acid metabolic process. Bases 1 to 1107 code for a protein of 368 amino acids. The transcript has a single exon. Gene Ontology annotation, molecular function: NADP binding; dihydrofolate reductase activity. Gene Ontology annotation, cellular component: mitochondrion. NCBI's taxonomy places the organism in Eukaryota, Fungi, Ascomycota, Eurotiomycetes, Onygenales, Ajellomycetaceae. The record is from RefSeq and is a predicted model, not a curated record.